Salvia hispanica is the source of this 1062-nucleotide messenger RNA. The record is from RefSeq and is a predicted model, not a curated record. Lineage: Eukaryota; Viridiplantae; Streptophyta; Magnoliopsida; Lamiales; Lamiaceae.
AUGUACGCCUGGAGGAAGCUCAGCCACCGUUUUCAUCGGUUCAAUGGACAACCCGAACAUCCCCCACACAAUCAAACCAUACGCUCGAAAAGGCUUCACGCUUGCCAUGUAUUCCGUCUCCGCUUUCCAAAUAAAGGCAGUGCCGCCCGAAAAACUCCCCCAUUGUACAAAAACCCUAGACGCCCGGCCAUCCUCUUCUCCACCGCUAGAAUAGCCCUAAACUACUUCCACAGCGUGAGCGACGUGAUGGUCCCGCUCUUUACCGUCCCAACGCUUCAACCGAACGUUAUCUUCCUCGUCACCAACCACAAUGCUUCUUGCGUCACUUCCGUGCAUAGAAAAACCAUAGAAACUCUCUCCAAAUACGAGGUGGUCGACAUCGAUAGAGACAAGAAUCGAACUCUUUGCUUCACAAAUUUGAUUGUGGGACUCAAAGCUCAUCCAUCCGACCUUUCCAUUGAUCCCUCCGUUGUCGAGCCUUUCCACCCGAAACCUCACCAGGCUUUUACGCACCACCUACUCCUUGAAGAGAGACUUAGUGGGCGACCAUAUUCGGCCCGGAUGCUCAUUGUUUCUAGAACGAAAAAUCGUAAGCUGAUGAAUGAGCUCGAGCUGCUCAAGCUAGCACGGAUGCUUGGCUUCGAUCCCGCUAUACAUGAUUUAGGAGAUCAUGUUGAGUACUCUGCCAAAAUCGUUAACACAUUCGACAUCAUGGUCGCAGUUCAUGGAUCUGCUCUCACAAACAUGCUCUUUCUACCUGAAAAUGCUGUUGUGAUCCAAAUCAUACCGUGGGGGCUGGAUGAUCAGGCGAGGAUGUGCUUUGCGAAGAAUCCGCAGGAGAUGAAGUUGAAGUAUUUGGAGUAUAAGAUCGCACCAAAUGAGAGCUCAUUUUUGGGGAAUUAUUCCAAAGACAGUCUACUAUACACAAACCCUCUCAAAUAUCGUGACAAUAUAGGACAACCAGCUUAUUUCACGCUCCUAGUGAAUAAACAAAAUGUCAAUCUUGAUUUAGCCCGCUUUAAGGAUACCCUAUUGAAAGCCUUGGACCUCAUGGCUGCUUAA